AAGUCAAGCAGCUGAUCGGUUAGCACAAAUGAACUCGAAGUUCAUGGACUAUACCAUUCUCACCAGAACCUUCCCAUUGAGCGCAUGGACUUUUCUACUUGUGAAGUAACUCUGAAUCAAAUAAUUCCUUGGAUAUAAUUUGCGAAACAACUGUUUUAUUUUGGAAGUAUAAAAUAAAACUUUGCAAACGCUUGGAGGAAAAUAAAGUAAUAGUUAGUGCCUGUUGUAAAAAAAAAGUAAUACAUUUUUCAAAUAAAUUGAAAAUUGAGUGAAUUUCUUGAGAUUAUAAUUGACGGAUAUUAUCACGUGCACAAGAUUAUUCUUAUAGGCCAGGAUAUAGAGCCUUCAGUUAUGUGCGGACCUUUUUCUCUUGCAUAUUAAAAAUAGGUAGAAUAGAGAAGAUUAUUGCACGGAUUUAUAACCUCGAACUGUUUAUAAAAACUUGUUAAGAUUUGCAAUGGUGUGUGACGUCACAGCACAGCACUCUGGAGAACGCGACAACGCGUUAUUGGCUCUAGUCAUCGCUAGGAGACUCUCACCCUCAUAAAACACACACCUUGUGUUUGAUUGUUGUUGUUUUUUCCAAACUAGACUAACUACCACCUUAGCUACACAUUCGCUGUUUGUUUACAUUUUCUUACAAUUCUCUGGAUACCGCUCUCCUAUUUGAAUGUCAAGAAUGAACUCAGACUCGCGAAACGAUCCGAUGCUGUCGAGUAUUCAAAACGAAGAGUGGUUGAAGUUGUUAACCCGCUCCACGGAUUCGCCCAACGAAUUCGCCUCGCUCGCCAUGCUGCCCUGUUCGUCCAGCCCUUUCACUCUGCCCGUGGAGGGGCUCCUGAGCCCCGAGCAGGGGUCGUCUUUCGGCGAUUUUUGGUCAACGGAACGAAAGGAAAACUCGUUUGUGAAAACAGAAGUGGAGGAUAGUUUUCCUGAUUCGUCGUGUGUGGUGUCUAAUGAGGACAUGAAAGAAGAUGUUGUAGAUGAUUUGGUGAGCUGCGUACCCAUGCGGGAUGUCAAACAAGAGAUCGAGGAUAAUGACUAUGACGUCACAAUGACACCGUCGGGUGAGAGUUAUGACGAGUACGAGGAAGAGAACAGCUGUCAUCAAGCGAAUGACACCUGUCAUCAGGUGAAUGACAUCUGUCAUCAAAUGUCUGAAGCCGAAGCUCGAAAGUUCGUCGAGGAGCAAUUCCAGAAGAUCGCCUUCGUCCCGAGUUCAAAACUCAGCCAGCGGGAGAAAAUCUCGUACAUCCUCGCGAGAAGCGACUGCAAGGAGUUCACCGUGGAGAAUAUAUUAAACUUCGACAAGCGGAACGCCGAGUCCGCCCGAGCAUGCGCGAAGAUCGUCCAGAAUAUUCCCCAGCGGUACAGGUGGGACUGUGUGAGCCCCCGGGACAUCCCCUGCUGCUACACCAUCGUGGCCGACUGCAAGAAGGUCUCCUCCCGGGAUAAACCUCCCCGGCCCAUGAACGCUUUCAUGAUCUGGGCCCAAGGCGCUCGCCGGCUCAUCAAUGAACUGUGUCCCAAAAUGCAGAACGCCUUAAUCAGCGAAGCUUUAGGGUACUACUGGAGACAGAAGAGCGAUGAGUUUAAGAAACAGUUUGAAGAGGAAAAGAUCAAAUUAAGACAGUUUCAUAACGUGGAGUUCCCCGCUUACAAGUACAAACCCAAAACGAAAGUACAAAAAGCUAAAGAGAAACAGGAACUCUCGUUGACGCGGGCCAAAAUGCGAGCUACGGUAAAACGCGAGAAGCUGACGCGAGGCGUGGAAGAUUCCGAGCUCUACAAACGUCGAGCCAACUCAAAAAUAGGUCGGCCUAAGAAGCUGGCGGAUACAAGGAUGGCGGGUUCUUCGGAGAAGACCCGUGGUCAAAAUGAGGCUUCCAUGGCUGUGUGCAACUCGCCUUCUAAACCAGGGAUAAAAGACAUGUUGACUUUGAAAAUCAUGAACGACAAACGUUUAAAGUCUGAAGUCAGCUCUAAUACUUACAGCAAGGUUCAGUCCGCAUUUGGACAACUGAGUCCUAUAGAAGUUGACGGUCCCGGUGUAGGCGUGUUUGACAACAUAAACAUCAUGAACACAACAGAUCCAGGUCGUGAGGCGGACGUUGACCCCCAUGUUAAAGCAAUGACGCCGUCUGUCUACGACACCCCGGCCAACACCCCUCCUCUCAGUGACGAGCUCCACCACUCUCCCAGCCAGCCCCUCCCCACGCCAGCAUCGCCCCUGCCCUCUAUACCACCCAGCUCGCUGUAUAGCCCAUCCGCCAUCUCGCCAUCCAAACCAGCAUUCAAGCCAUCCAUCAGUUCCAUCCUCAGUGGUCACUCCACCGGCCACUCCACCGGUCACUCCACCGGUAACUCCACCGGCCACUCCACCGGUAACUCCACCAGCAAUGCUCAGAAUCUCUUCCCCUCCCAAGUCAUCGUCCCCAGUGCCUUGAGAAUACAGACCAAAUCAGACCAAGACUACAUCAUCACGUUCCUCUCCGAGGCCACGCCCCCCACCAAAUCCUCAACUACCCCUUCCUCUUUCAAACACACCGCGCUCAGCGACACCAUCGACGCCAACAAUAACGACAGCGACUUCAACAACAACCACAUGUCCAACGGCAACCACCUCGCGAUGGACAACCACAGCAACCCCAGGUUCAACUUUCUGGAACCCACUGACCUAGAUAGCCUGGCACUAGACCUCAACCUCCCCCUGCUCAGCGAGGACGAAAUGACGUCAUUGCUUCACAGUCUACAAGGACAGUUUAUGUCCUAGACUACCGUAUGUGAUUAUGUAUAUGUUGACACAGGAUCUACCUCGUACUGGCGACACACAGCAUAAUCUACACAUCUUCAGUACACACCCUCCCAACACAGGGGAUUAUUACACGUGUGUACACGUCAUAUAUAGGUCAGUUCGUGAUACACAUUUCUUUGAAAUCCACACUGACCUAACAGUGAUAUUAACAAUAUAUUUCUUUCCGUUGUGAUUAUGUUGUAUAUUUUUAUGGUUAUGUAAUACGACAAUUCCAAGAUAAGGUUUUUGGAGCGUUUUUAAACAUAUACGAACGACCUAUAUGGACUUGUUUCUUGUGGUGCUUACGAUUGUAAAAAAGAAAAAAACUAAAAGAAAAAAAUCAAAACUUGGUUAUUACAUUUUAAUUGCUAACAGUGUUGUAUUCGUUACCAUGGUGAUAAUACUUUCCUGCCUAUACGCGCUGGACUUAAAGAUUAUAUUUUUUCCUCUCCACAAUGAAGUAGAAGAAGAAAAAAAAACAUUUUUACAAUUGACUUUUAUGAUCGUUUAUUGUGUAAAUACUUCUAUACAUCUUUUGUGUUCAGAUAUUUCUCAUGUUACUAGACUACAAAAUAUAUAUUCAUGUAUAACUCUUG
This is a messenger RNA of Physella acuta, 3390 nucleotides long. RefSeq lists its product as uncharacterized. The record is from RefSeq and is a predicted model, not a curated record. Gene Ontology annotation, molecular function: DNA-binding transcription activator activity, RNA polymerase II-specific; RNA polymerase II cis-regulatory region sequence-specific DNA binding. Gene Ontology annotation, cellular component: nucleus. Gene Ontology annotation, biological process: positive regulation of transcription by RNA polymerase II; neuron differentiation; negative regulation of transcription by RNA polymerase II. Lineage: Eukaryota; Metazoa; Mollusca; Gastropoda; Physidae.